CGUGGCGGCAGCAGGAGGCCCCAUUAGCUAAAGUGGUGCUUCAGGUUAAGAACAGUUUCAGGUUAAGAACGGACCUCCGGAACGAAUUAAGUACUUAACCCGAGGUACCACUGUACAUAAAUCCGGCACUGAUUCUUCAGCAUGAUGCUGUGCUGUUGCACAGUGGAGAGGGUAGGCGCCAGAAGAGAGCGCACUCUGCACAUGGUCAGGGGCGCCCUUCCCGCGCUUCCCUUCCAAGUGCUCCUUCCUUCCCUCGGCGCGAAGGCCAGUCCCAGGAUCUCCGGGCGCCUCGGGCGAGGUCUCCGCCCCGCACCCCAUCCCACCCCACCCCGGGCGGCCCUUUGCCUCUCACCUUCCCGCUGGGAGGCGGGGCCGAGGGAGGGCGCGCCCCUCCCGCCCCGCCAGGUGCCCUUUUUAACGGGCUGCCGAGGCGCCCGGGCGCCGAUUGCGCAGCGCCAUGCCGAGCCCGGGAGACGGCGGAGGAUCGCGACGCAGGAGCAGCGGCCGGCAACAUGCGCCCGCCGGAGAAACCUCUGCUGCUGCUGCCGCCGCCCCUGCGCGUCUCGGUCGCCGCGGCCGCUUGCUGCCUGCUGCUCCUGCAGCCUGACUGGGAAGGAAACGCUAACUCAGUUUCCUCUGCUGGGGCCCUCGAACAACCCUGCCCACUGGAAGGCUCACCUGAAGCAAUGCGACCUGCUCCGCUUAUCCCGUAAGCAGAAAAGGCUUUGCCGCCGAGAGCCAGGCCUGGCCGAGACCCUACGGGAUGCCAUCCGCCUCGGGGUUGUGGAGUGCCAGUAUCAGUUUCGCAACGAGCGCUGGAAUUGCAGUCUGGAUGGACGGGCUGACCUCCUGAAACGAGGUUUCAAGGAAACAGCCUUCCUGUACGCGGUGUCCUCGGCAGCUCUGACCCAUUCCCUCGCGCGGGCCUGCAGCGCUGGGCGCAUGGAGCGCUGCACCUGUGACGACUCUCCGGACUUGGAGAACCGCAAGGCGUGGCAGUGGGGAGUGUGCGGAGACAACCUCAAGUACAGCACGAGGUUCCUGAAAAACUUCCUGGGCCAGAAGAAGGUCGGGAAAGACCUGCGCGCCAAGGUGGACAUCCACAACACCAACGUUGGCAUUAAGGCCGUGAAGAACGGCCUCAAGACCACGUGCAAAUGCCACGGGGUUUCUGGCUCGUGUGCCGUGCGGACCUGCUGGAAGCAGCUGUCGCCUUUCCACGAGACGGGGAAGCUCCUCAAGCUUCGCUACGACGGCGCCGUCAAGGUCUUCAGUGCCACCAACGACGCGGUGGGCCAGUCGGAGCUGGCAAGCCCCCAGCCCCACAGCCACUUGCCCAAAGUCCCCGCCGGCCCACGCCCCACCGACCUGGUUUACAUGGAAGACUCUCCCAGCUUCUGCCGGCCCAGCCGGUACUCAGUGGGCACGGCCGGGAGGACCUGUUCCCGGGAGGCCAACUGCGACAGCAUGUGCUGCGGCCGGGGCUACAACAUCCAGACGCGCAUGGUGACCUUCUCCUGCCAUUGCCAGGUGCAGUGGUGCUGCUACGUCGAAUGCCAGCAGUGCAUGCAGGAGGAAGUGGUUUAUAGCUGCAAGCAGUGAGACGCGGGCGCUGGCAGAUCUUGCGGGGAGACCGGCCUGCUGUUCCUUGGACCGCACAGAAGGCCGGCAGCUCGACUCGGUCCUCUCCUUUGCAUCGGAUAUGGAAGUUAGCAAGGGGUGGGACUUGGAAGCUGCAGGAGUUCUGCAGCCCUGGAUUUUACGGUUCUGUGGACCAGCAGCCAAUCUCCAGGACUGCCUCUGCUGUGGGAAGGCCGGCACCAAGAAAAGAGUCAAGGACCUAUUCUUGUAAGAUAUCUAAGAAGCUGCCUUGCGUUGUCCAUCUAGCCCAGCCCAGGACUCUUGGCUGGGAGUGGUUGCCUGAGGUCUUGCGCAAGGGGUCUUCCCCAGCCAAAUUUUCUAAACGGCAAAUGAAACUGGAACCUGAGCUGUGCAAAGCAUGGACCAAGCUGCCAGAACUUCUCUAGAACAAGGCCCAAGGGUCUGGUUUAAGGCAGGGGUCUUGAGUCGCAGCUAGCCCAGGAAGAUCUGUUUCAAUGAGCUUCCAGGAGGGUGAAUGGAUGGGUUUUCCAUGGCCCCAACGCAGCAUUUUCUUUGAACCACGUGCCUCUUUCUGGGU
Messenger RNA from Podarcis raffonei (Aeolian wall lizard), 2179 nucleotides. RefSeq names its product Wnt family member 9B (gene WNT9B). Gene Ontology annotation, cellular component: extracellular region. Gene Ontology annotation, biological process: multicellular organism development; cell fate commitment; neuron differentiation. Gene Ontology annotation, molecular function: frizzled binding; cytokine activity. Bases 142 to 1602 code for a protein of 486 amino acids. The transcript is spliced from 4 exons. NCBI's taxonomy places the organism in Eukaryota, Metazoa, Chordata, Lepidosauria, Squamata, Lacertidae. The record is from RefSeq and is a predicted model, not a curated record.